AUGUAUGUAAUGAUACCACGACAACACGAGAUUCAUCCAAAUGCCCUUACUAACAAUUUUAGGACUAAGAGAACUAAGAAGGUUGGUAUCACCGGUAAGUACGGUGUCAGAUAUGGUUCUUCUUUGAGAAGACAAUGUAAGAAGUUGGAAGUUCAGCAACACGCCAAGUACGAUUGCUCUUUCUGCGGUAAGAAGACCGUCAAGAGAGAAUCUACUGGUAUCUGGUCUUGCAAGUCUUGUCGCAAGACCGUUGCCGGUGGUGCCUACACUGUUUCUACCGCUGCCGCCGCUACCGUUAGAUCCACCAUUCGUCGUUUGAGAGAAUUGGCUGAAGCUUAA
Babjeviella inositovora NRRL Y-12698 is the source of this 339-nucleotide messenger RNA. RefSeq names its product 60S ribosomal eL43 domain-containing protein (gene RPL43A). Gene Ontology annotation, molecular function: structural constituent of ribosome. Bases 1 to 339 code for a protein of 112 amino acids. The record is from RefSeq and is a predicted model, not a curated record. Gene Ontology annotation, biological process: translation. Lineage: Eukaryota; Fungi; Ascomycota; Pichiomycetes; Serinales. The transcript is spliced from 2 exons. Gene Ontology annotation, cellular component: ribosome.